This is a messenger RNA of Meyerozyma guilliermondii ATCC 6260, 849 nucleotides long. RefSeq names its product MIND complex subunit (gene MTW1). The coding region runs from base 1 to 849 and encodes 282 amino acids. The transcript has a single exon. The record is from RefSeq and is a predicted model, not a curated record. Lineage: Eukaryota; Fungi; Ascomycota; Pichiomycetes; Serinales; Debaryomycetaceae. Gene Ontology annotation, cellular component: nucleus; chromosome, centromeric region. Gene Ontology annotation, biological process: kinetochore assembly; mitotic cell cycle; mitotic sister chromatid segregation.
AUGGAUUACCGGGUCAAUGCCCUCGUCACAGAGCACCUUGGGUUCCCGGCUACGGUGGUGAUAGACGAUGUGAUAAAUGCUGUCAAUGAAAUCAUGUACAAGUGUGUAGCAGCCAUGGAUACAUUUCUUCUGGAAAGAACAGAUAAGUUUGGUGCUGGCGACAAAAAAAUCAUCUCUGAAGAAAUUCAAAUUGGAACUGCAAAAUUGGAAACGUUGUUGGAAAGCAAUGUCGACAAAAACUUCGACAAAUUCGAGCUCUAUGCUCUAAGAAAUAUAUUCACUAUACCUCAGACCCUUGUGGAACAGGGAUACGUCAGACUCAAACAUCAUAGUGAUGUCGCCGUGGUGUCUGAUGACUCAGAGGCAGCAGCUGCAGACGAACGGAUCCAAAACCUCAUCAAAAAGAUCAACCAGGAACUAACUGUGCGCAAGAUCAUUCGCGUGCAAGUGGUCAAGGCUAAGAAAAUAAUAGCUCUACUUCGCAAGUUUCAAGCAUGUAUACUGGCCCUAGAAGCAGGACCCAACAACGACCUCUUGUCGCCUGAGGCCAAAACCGCCCUCAAAUCCAUAUCUCCGGUUGACCAGACGUUUCACUUUCUAAUAACUCAGGUGGAUGACUUGAUUCGACAAGCUCACCACCUCCACGAUUUGUUCUCCGGAGACAUUCAGCUGACAGAAUUCCCGCUCUCGUCUCGAGAUCGAUAUAUUCAGAUGAAGUCGUCCAAGCUCUUGGAGCGCGUGGGGCUCCCGAGCUCACCUGGCGACACCGCCCGAGCCAAAAUUGACAAUGCAAUUUCCAGCACCGACUUGGACAUCGUGAAUGCGAUACGAGAAAGCAUAGAAAAAUGA